GCCAGUGGGUGGGGAGACCUGAGCGGGAUGGGGGCAGCAGUAGCGUCUGAACCGCUGGUGGUGACUGGCUUCUGCACCUGCCCCGCGGCCCCCUAGGGCCCCUGGAUUCCUGGGGUACAAGUGUAGCAGCCUCAGGAACCAGAGCAGGGUGCCGCCUUCCAGUAGCGGCCGAGGCCCCUUUAAGCGCAGGCCCCGCCCCGGCCACCCCGCCGGGCCAGGCAGCCGCCGCCAUCAUGAUCUGCCUGGUGCUAACCAUCUUCGCCAACCUCUUCCCCGCGGGCUGCGCCGGCGUGCACGAGCGCACCUUCCUGGCGGUGAAGCCCGACGGCGUGCAGCGGCGGCUGGUGGGCGAGGUCGUGCGGCGCUUUGAGCGCAAGGGCUUCAAGCUGGUGGCGCUGAAGCUGGUGCAGGCCUCCGAGGAGCUGCUGCGCGAGCACUACGCAGAGCUGCGCGAGCGCCCCUUCUACGGCAGCCUGGUCAAGUACAUGAGUUCGGGGCCCGUGGUGGCCAUGGUGUGGCAGGGGCUGGACGUCGUGCGUGCCUCGCGGGUGCUCAUCGGGGCCACGGACCCGGCUGAUGCCCUGCCUGGUACCAUCCGCGGGGACUUCUGCGUCGAGGUCGGCAAGAACGUGAUCCACGGCAGCGACUCGGUGGAGAGCGCUCGCCGGGAGAUCGCGCUCUGGUUCCGCGCGGAGGAGCUCGUGUGCUGGGAGGACAGCGUCGGGCACUGGCUGCAUGAGUAGCCCUCUGGACAGAUGUGUGCAUCUGGAGGCAGCUCUGAUAACCACAUCCUUCGGGUCCCACCCAGACUUCAGGCCUUGGAACAUCCUUUCUGCGCCAGGGACCGUGGUAACCCUGCAGGACCUCCCUUAGGGUGGGCGGGUGCAGGCCCCACAAGCCCUGGCAGGUGCUGGGCCUUCCUGCCAAGAUGCCACCAUGCACAGCAGCCUUGGAACCGUCCCUCGGCAGACCCCCCACACUCAGCUUGGUCUAGCAUUUCUUUUUAUAAUAAACAGAAGAAAGUC
Messenger RNA from Microcebus murinus (gray mouse lemur), 1025 nucleotides. It is a transcript of the gene NME3, whose product is annotated as NME/NM23 nucleoside diphosphate kinase 3. The record is from RefSeq and is a predicted model, not a curated record. Gene Ontology annotation, molecular function: nucleoside diphosphate kinase activity. NCBI's taxonomy places the organism in Eukaryota, Metazoa, Chordata, Mammalia, Primates, Cheirogaleidae. Gene Ontology annotation, biological process: UTP biosynthetic process; CTP biosynthetic process; GTP biosynthetic process.